CAGAGCCAAAGCCAGAGACAUUCAAACAAACAUCCAAACCAGACACAAACCGAGAACAUCCAAGCCAGACACAAACCGAGAACAUCAAACCAGACACAAACCGAGAACCAACUUGGUCCAUCUCACUCGAUUUCAGCCCUCAGCCUCACCAAAUCACUCACCCUAAAGCUUGACAGCCCCUGAGCAUCACGCAGCCGCCAUGGUCAUCCACAGGCUCCUGUCCGAGCAGUACAGGACGCUCCCCGUCCUCGUCAACGAGUCGACGAGUCUUGGCAAGACGUACAUCAUCACUGGCGGCAACUCUGGCCUCGGCUUCGAGACCGCUCGCCACCUCGUCAAGGCUUCCGCCGCCACCGUCAUCCUCGCCGUCCGGAAUCUCACCGCUGGACAGAAAGCCAAGGACGAGAUUGAAAAGUCGACGGGCCGCACCGGCGUCGUGCAGGUGCGCCACCUCGACAUGUCGUCGUACGCGUCGGUCCAGAGCUUUGCCCAGAACAUCUCGGCCGAGGUCGACAGGAUCGACGGCUUCGUCUGCAAUGUGGGCGUCAUGCUCGACGCCUGGUCGACCACCGAGGGCUUUGAGACGAGCAUCUUCGUCAAUGUCAUCAGCACCGUGUUCCUCGGCGUCUUGAUAAUGCCGAAGCUCAGCGCCUGCGCCCGCAAGUUCGGCUCGCGCCCCACCGUCGUCUUCAUCGUGAGCAUCCUCGGGUACAUCGCCAAGGGCGAGAUGGAUAAGAGCCGGGGCGGGCCAGUGUUCGAGCUCCUCAACGACGAGAAGCUGGCCAACAUCGACCAGCGCUACGCCAUGAGCAAGCUCAUCGAGGAGGCCGCCGUGCGCCAGCUCGCCGCCCUGUGCCCUGUCGAGCGCACCGGCGUCGUCGUGGCCAUGGUCGCCCCCGGGCUCUGCGCCACCGGCCUAGGCCACCAGGGCCGGACGUUCACCAAGAUUGUGCACGGCACCCUCAAGGCCCUGAUGGCGCGCACUGCCGAGGAGGGCAGCCGCACCUAUCUCCACGGGCUGGUGGUCGGCCCGGAGGGCCACGGGAAGCUCCUGUCAGGCUGCAAGAUAAAGGAGAACUGGGUUCCCGAUUGGCUCCUCAACGAGGAGGGCCUCAAACUACAGAAGGACAUUUGGAAGGAUCUCGCUACGGAGCUAGAGAGGGUGCAGCCCGGGUGCAUCUCGCAGCUUGCUUCUCUCUCGAUCCUGUCCUCUCCUGCCCGGGUAAUUUGAUAUUGGCAAGGAAAUUGCAGCCAUUUGUCUUCAAUACUUCUUGCGUGUUCCACUC
Lasiosphaeria miniovina is the source of this 1286-nucleotide messenger RNA. RefSeq lists its product as uncharacterized. NCBI's taxonomy places the organism in Eukaryota, Fungi, Ascomycota, Sordariomycetes, Sordariales, Lasiosphaeriaceae. The transcript has a single exon. The record is from RefSeq and is a predicted model, not a curated record. Bases 200 to 1231 code for a protein of 343 amino acids.